Messenger RNA from Saprolegnia diclina VS20, 951 nucleotides. RefSeq lists its product as hypothetical. The transcript is spliced from 7 exons. The record is from RefSeq and is a predicted model, not a curated record. The coding region runs from base 1 to 951 and encodes 316 amino acids. Lineage: Eukaryota; Oomycota; Saprolegniomycetes; Saprolegniales; Saprolegniaceae.
AUGUCGACACGCUGCGCUUGCGCAAAGGUCUCACGCCUCGUGCAUGUGGUGCUCCACCAGCCGCACCGCUUGCGGUACCUGUCGACGACCGCCGACACGGUAUUUUUGCCGCCGAUCCAUGGUUCGGUCCUGCCGUCGGACGCCGUGGGUCGCCGCUCGCACGUGCAGUUGACGGCGCGCGCCACGGGCAGUAUCUACGUGAACGAGGCGCCACCGCUCGAGAUUGGCUCGCUCACGCUGGAAAACUAUGGGUCGGGCGCGGUGCAGGUGCAGCUGCGGUCGCGCCUCGCAGUGCAGACGACGCUCGAGGUCAAGACCAUGGGUACCGGUGCCAUUGCCGUUGCCACGCCGCACCUCGAUGCCAACCUCAUCCGCACGUUUGCGGCGUCGGACGGAGACGUGUACCUCGAGGCGGCCACGCUCUCGGUGCCGUUUUUGCGCUCGACCAUGGCGGGCGCGGGCGACAUUGCCUACCACACGCCGCAGCACGCGGUGCUGUGCGCCAACCACGACGUGUCGAUGCUCGGGGAGGGCACGAUUUUUGCUGGCGCGAUUAUGUGCAACCGCACUUUUGUCUACUCGACGGGUCCUGGCCACGUGAUUGUCGACGGCGGGCUCGUCCUCGAGACGACGCACGCUGGCAGUGGGCACACGUCGUAUGCGUCGACGCCACCGCUCUCGAUCACGCACAUUGGCUUUGGCCCGCGUGCAGGGGUGCAGGCGUCGCAGGACGUGCCACGUCAUUGGACGUUUGCCCCGGCCCCGCCGAUGGCUCCGCUCGCCGUGGCCAAUGAGAUGAAUGACGAGGUGCGGCAGGCGCUGGCAACGACGACCAUGUCGCAUGCGCUCGCGAGCAGCGUGCAAGGCGUGCUCUUUGUCUGCAUGGCCGCGGCCGUGCCCAUGCUUCUCUGGACCUACUUGAAGCGCCGCAACUACGCGCUGCUGCCGUAA